Molecule: messenger RNA, 2212 nt
Organism: Drosophila arizonae
Lineage: Eukaryota; Metazoa; Arthropoda; Insecta; Diptera; Drosophilidae
Gene: Mo25
Product: calcium binding protein Mo25
Biological process (GO): intracellular signal transduction
Molecular function (GO): protein serine/threonine kinase activator activity
Source: RefSeq, a predicted model, not a curated record
GAAAAGAAGAAGAGAAAGAGGAAAAAAGACGAAAUAAUAUAUAAUAAUAGAAUAUUAUUUAUACUGUGAUAUAUAACCAAGCAUUGUUUGUGUCUGCAAACCGGUAAUUGAAUAACAAAUCAGCAGUAAUCCAGAACGACUAGCAGUAAACCAAUUGCGAUAACAACAGCAGCAGCAGCARCAACAAGAAGAGGAAAUUCAUCCAGCAGAAGCAGCAACAGCAACCAGCAGCUCUUACAAUGCCACUCUUUGGUAAAUCACAGAAAACGCCAGCUGAAUUGGUCAAGUCGCUGAAGGAGGCAAUAAACGCAUUGGAAUCAGGGGACCGCAAAGUGGAGAAGGCACAAGAGGAUGUUAGCAAAAAUCUGGUGUCGAUCAAGAACAUGCUGUACGGCAGCAGCGAUGCGGAACCGCCAGCGGACUAUGUAGUUGCGCAGCUAUCGCAGGAGCUGUAUAAUAGUAACUUACUCUUACUGCUAAUACAGAACUUGCAUCGCAUCGAUUUCGAGGGUAAGAAACAUGUGGCGCUCAUUUUCAAUAAUGUGCUGCGCCGUCAGAUAGGUACCCGCUCGCCCACAGUGGAAUACAUAUGCACGAAGCCAGAAAUUCUAUUUACAUUGAUGGCCGGUUAUGAGGAUGCACAUCCGGAGAUAGCCCUCAAUUCGGGAACAAUGCUACGAGAAUGCGCCCGCUAUGAGGCGCUAGCAAAGAUCAUGCUGCAUUCGGAUGAGUUUUUCAAGUUCUUUCGGUAUGUGGAAGUAUCAACGUUUGACAUCGCCUCCGAUGCCUUCUCCACGUUCAAAGAGCUGCUGACACGCCACAAGCUCUUGUGUGCCGAAUUCCUAGACGCCAACUACGAUAAGUUCUUCGCUCAGCAUUAUCAGCGAUUGCUGAACUCUGAGAAUUAUGUGACACGACGCCAGAGUCUGAAGCUGCUCGGUGAACUGCUUCUCGAUAGACAUAACUUCACCGUGAUGACGCGAUAUAUAUCAGAACCAGAGAACCUGAAGCUAAUGAUGAACAUGCUGAAGGAGAGAUCGCGCAACAUACAAUUCGAGGCGUUUCAUGUCUUCAAAGUUUUUGUCGCGAAUCCAAAUAAACCGAAGCCGAUUUUGGAUAUCCUGCUGCGCAAUCAAACGAAACUGGUCGACUUCUUAACCAGCUUCCAUACGGAUCGAUCGGAGGAUGAGCAGUUUAACGAUGAGAAGGCUUAUCUGAUUAAGCAGAUAAGGGAGCUGAAACCGCUGCCCGAGGCUUAGUGGGCAGCUAUAACGAGAAGUCGAAAGAGAACGAGAACAAGAACAUUUUGGCCUUGGCUGUAUGGCAGGAUGACGAUAGCGAAGACGAAAGCAGGAGGACAACAACAGACAACGGACGUAAACAUAAAUAUAGCAUGUGUGUGCAGGGCGUGGGUUAUCCAUAACAAAAUGCAAAUGCAUAAGCAAUUGCAAUACACACAGAAGAGACGAAGACAACGACGAUGACGAUGACCGAUGACCGAUGACGACAGCACUUGUGAGUAACUAAACAAUAAUUUAGACAAAGCAAACAAAAUGAUAACGAUAAAUAACGAUAAAGCAGAAUACAUAAGUAGUAACAGCAAGUAAAACAAUAUAUUGUAUGUAAUAGCGUAAAGGAGUAAAUGCAGCCGCAUCAUAUCGCGAAUUUAACUAAAAAUGAAAAACAAAAAAUGGAAACACUCUCACACAUACAUACACACACACCAAAAUACACUAACUUAAUUUUUUUUCCAUCACUGAGAAUAUAAUAUAUUCACUCCAGCUUCCGUCUAGCUCGCUUUUAAAAAUUGUUCAGAGUUCGGUUUGUUGUUGUUCCAGUUCCAGUUCGAGAUCCUCGUGCGCUUGUAGACGUAUAUAGACCCUAUGUAUGUACACCUCUACCUAUUUACUGUUACUACUACUUUUCGUAAAAACAGUUUAUUAUUUUUACUUCCUCCUUUUUUGUGAAACUCUUGCUAUUUAAAUAGUUGUAUUGAAAUUGAAGCGUUUUUGAAACGUUAUAACCAGGACAAUGAAGAUAAUAUAUGAGUUUUGACUUACAAUUUAGACAUUAAACAUUUCAAAUGUGCGCCGAAAUGAACUAUUACGGUAACUUAUUAUUUUUAAAUUUGUAUGAAAGAAAACAAAAUCAAUUGUAAUUUCACGUAAAAACUUCAUUCAGAAUACUGCAUAAUAAUUAUAGUUAUAAUUAA